UGCAGCCGGGUAGCAUUGAGACUAUGUGGAGCAGCUACACACAGGGACGGUGACAAGAACCAACAGCAGGAGCAGCAGCAGCAGCAGCUUCUAAUGCUGCCCAGCAUCAUGGGGACCAGGUGGUGCCUGCUGGGCACUUGGGUCUUCCUGUUCUUUGCCGUGCACGAGAGCCGAGGGAGAGAAGGUGGCAACUGGGCAGCUGGUUUGGAGAGCUGGACUCGCGAUACAGACUACCUGGCCAGCUGUGACUUCAACAACAACUCCUGGCCCUUUUGCGACUGGACCCAAACCUGUGGCACCAACCAAGGCACCUGGAUCCGCACGAAGCACGAUACGCCCACUCCCGACACCGGCCCAAGUGGGGACUAUCCGGAUGGAAGAGGCUACUUCAUCUACCAGGAGGCCAGCAACCUGGUUCCCUACGACCUCAACAGACUGGAGAGUCCCCAGCUGAUGGCCUCCGGAGAGGUGUGCAUCGACUUCCGCUAUCACAUGUUUGGCGCCGAGGACUUCAAUGAGCUGCACGUGACCCUCUUGUGGGAGGGGUCAGAGAUGGUGGUGUGGAGCCAAAUAGGGAGCCAGGGCCCCGAGUGGCAGCACGGACUCGCCUCGGUCUACUUGGAGAAGGAGACUCGCUUCAAGGUGGCUUUCGAUGCCAUUCGGGGAUUGACAGAAUACGGGGACACAGCCGUGGACAACGUGGCGGUCAGAAGGGGGCCUUGCACAUGGAUAUCAACCACCACUGAAUCUACAACCACCCAGACACCACCACACACCCCAGAGUCCUGCCUGGUGUCAGGUGACCCUCAUUAUUACACUUUUGACAAGCAGACGCACCACUUCAUGGGCAACUGCACCUAUACUCUCUCCCAACUGUGUGACCGGAACAACUCUCUGCUCCCCUAUUUUAACGUGGAAGCAAGCAACGAGCAUCGAGGGGGCAACACGCACGUCUCCUAUGUUGAGAGUGUGGAUGUUGAUGUCUUUGGCAUCCGGAUCAACCUGGGAAAGGGAGGAAGAGUUACGGUCGAUGGGGAGCCAGUUGUGGUCCCCUCCAUUCCAAUACGAGGUGUGAAGAUCUUGCCCAGUGGCUUCUACACAGUGGUUUCUACAGAUUUUGGACUGAGAGUCAAGUUUGACGGAGACCACCAAGUGGAAGUGUCCCUCCUUAGCACGUACAAGGGUGAGGUCUGCGGCAUGUGCGGAAACUACAACGGGGAUCCUUUUGACGAUUUCCUCAACCCUGAUGGGGAACAAGAGCCUGACUCCACAAGCUUGGGCAACAGCUGGCAGGUGGCCAACCUCAGCAGUUGUUCCUCAGGCCACACUCCUACCUGCACAGAGGAUGAGAAGGACACAGCCAAGAGCAGCGAUUUCUGUGGACGCCUAAUGGAUGUCAAUGGACCAUUCAGACAGUGUCAUAGCGUCUUGGAUCCAACGGGGUAUUUUGAGAGCUGCCUUUAUGAUCAGUGCGCCCUGCACUUAGAUCCAGGCUCCCUCUGCAGGAGCUUGCAAUCCUACGCAGAUGCCUGCCAGUCCCUGGGAGUUGCCAUCGACCCCUGGCGGAAUGCCACCUUCUGCCCCAUUCAUUGCAAACCCAACAGCCACUAUGAGCCUUGCGCCAAUGCCUGUCCAUCCACCUGCAAGAACCCAAGUGCUCCGGGCACAUGCAAUCUGACGUGCACGGAAGCCUGCGUCUGUGACUCCGGGUUCUUCCUUUACAAUGGUACCUGUGUGCCCAGCCAUCAGUGUGGGUGCUGGCACCAGGGUAAGCACUACCCAGUGGGCUCCGGCUAUUGGACCGACGACACCUGCAGCACCAGAUGCGCCUGCCCCAGUCAAGGUGGCCAACUCAGCUGCUUUCCUGAUUCCUGCCCUCACCAUUAUUACUGUGGAGUCGAAAAUGGUGUCCCAAACUGCUACAAACAUACAUAUGGGGUCUGCCGCAUCCACAACGACCCUCAUUACAACACCUUUGACAAAAAGACGCACCACUUCAUGGGCACCUGCACCUACACCCUGGCCAAGGUCUGCUCCAAUGAGACGGGGCUGCCCUACUUUAACGUGGAGGCCAAGAACGAACACCGUGGGAAUCCCUCCGUCUCCUACGUUCAGCGGGUGCUGGUGGAGGUUUACGGGCAGCGGAUUGAGAUUCUCAAAGGACACAAGAAUCAAGUGCUGGUGAACAAAGUGCUUACAAGGCUUUCUGUGCGCAAGCUAAAGAACACCCUGAGAGUGGACAUCAAUGGACGCUAUGUGACCCUAGAAACGGAUUUCGGGCUGAUUGUCUCUUACGACACAGAUCACUCGGUGGAAAUCAGGGUCCCCACUAACUUCUUCAACAAGACCUGUGGCAUGUGUGGGAACUUCAACAACCGCUGGCAGGAUGACAACAUGAUGCCCAAUGGAGAGCAAGCCAAGAAUUCCAACGAGCUGGGAAACAGCUGGCAGGUUCCUAAUGCAGAGUACGACCCACCCAACUGUAAAGGCCCACAAGAACCAGAACCUUGUCCCUCAGACCUGAAAAAUCUCUAUAAGUCAGAGGCGUACUGCGGACAACUUACCAGUAGUCAGGGACCCUUGGCAGCUUGCCAUUCUGCAAUCAACCCCAACAGCUUCUUCCAGAGUUGCAUCUUUGAUCUGUGUGAACUGAAUGGGUCCCAUGAGGCCUUGUGUAGUGCUUUGGAGGCGUACGCUGAUGCCUGCCAAAGAGUUGGCUUGCUGCUUCUCGACUGGAGGAAUGCCACUUCCUGCAAAAUCCCUUGUGACGAUCAUAGCCAUUACAACGUGUGCGCCACUUCCUGUCCCGCCACGUGUUCCAAUCCACUCGCUCCAUGGAACUGCACCAAGCCUUGCGUGGAGGGAUGCGAAUGCGAUGAAGGUUUUGUCUUCAGCGGAGCACAGUGUGUGCCACGGGAGGAUUGCGGCUGUGUCGAUGGAGAUCAAUAUUAUGAGAAAGGAGAGACGUUCUGGCAACCGGAUUGCGUCGGCCGAUGCCGCUGUGCAGAAAAUGGCACCUUGUUGUGCACCUCAGACAGAUGCAGAAAAGACCAAGUCUGUAAAGUGCAGAAUGGCAUCCUGGGCUGCCACAUUGCAGACAAGGCCAUCUGUCACAUCUAUGGAGACCCACACUAUGUCACUUUCGAUGGGCGACUCUACCACUUCCAGGGUGGGUGCAAUUACACUGCAGUGCAAAUCUGCAGCAACUCCUCCGAGCAGUUCUCUGUGACCACUCGGAAUGAACAUCGCUCUAGCCCGCACUGGACGGCUCUCAACUCAGUGGCCAUCUCACUGAGAAACAUCCACUUGGCUCUGAGGAAGAACAAAGAGGUCUACGUGAAUGGAGCCAAGGUUGAUCUUCCUCUGAGGCUACAGCCCGACAUUCAGGUGGAGGAACAGUUUCCCUAUGUGGUUGUUGACAGCCCCCUCGGCUUUCGGGUGAAGUUUGAUGGGGAUCACCAGCUCUUUAUCGAAGUCAGUGAGAGAUACAAGGGACACCUCUGUGGGCUGUGCGGCACCUACUCGGGCAGCCAGCUGGAUGAUUUCCAACAGCCAGAUGGGAUGCUGGAGACCGAUGCCAACAAAUUUGGCAACAGCUGGAGAGUGGAAGAUGACGCUUGGAGCUGCUCACCAGUAGUUCCAACCCCCUGUGACCCUGUGCAAGAGGCAGUUUUUGAAGAUUUGUGCGAAGUAAUUCUGUCCUCAAACGGGCCUUUCACCGAGUGCCAUGGCAGCAUCCCUCCUCAGCUGUACUUUGAAAGCUGUGUGUAUGACCUGUGUGCUACCGGGGGAGACAAAGAGCAGUUGUGCAACAGUCUGGAAGCGUAUGCCGCCGCAUGCGAAGUGAACGGGGCAGACCUCGGGGACUGGAAAAAGGAUACCGUUUGUGGUCCCCCUUGUGGUUUCUCCUGCUCUUUUGAGAAGGACUUCUGUUCCUGGAGCCAAUCAUCCACCGACAGCUUUGACUGGAGACGACACAAAGGCCCAACACCCUCGCCGAACACAGGACCCUUCUUUGACCACACCACUGGCGGGGGUUACUUCAUUUACCUGGAUGGAAGUGAUGCCAACCCUGGGGAUGUGGCACACUUGAUCAGCUCCACGUGUGACCUUCGGGGUCCCCUGUGCUUUCGCUUCUGGUAUCACAUGUAUGGCGUAGCCCAAACGAUGGCGCUGCGCUUUUAUGUCAUCUUGGAUGAUGCAUCACCUUUGCUGGUCUGGUCUGAAACAGGGAACAAGGGCAACAUUUGGCAGUCAGCACAAUUCAGUGUGGUUCACAACGGCAGAGUAAAGAUACUGCUGGAAGGAAUGCGGGGAGAUGACUUCCGCAGCGAUAUGGCCGUGGAUGACAUUUCUGUACAGGACGGUUAUUGCCCGCCAUGGCCAUCAAUCCCCCCUGAAUCUACACCCACACUGAGACCACCCCCUCCUACCCAAGAGUCCUGCCUGGUGUCGGGUGACCCUCAUUAUUACACUUUUGACAAGCAGACGCACCACUUCAUGGGCAACUGCACCUAUACUCUCUCCCAACUUUGUAACCCGAACAACUCUCUGCUUCCCUACUUCAACGUGGAAGCAAGCAAUGAGCAUCGAGGGGGCAACACGCACGUCUCCUAUGUUGAGAGUGUGGAUGUUGAUGUCUUUGGCAUCCGGAUCAACCUGGGAAAGGGAGGAAGAGUUACGGUCGAUGGGGAGCCAGUUGUGGUCCCCUCCAUUCCAAUACGAGGUGUGAAGAUCUUGCCCAGUGGCUUCUACACAGUGGUUUCUACAGAUUUUGGAUUGAGAGUCAAGUUUGAUGGAGACCACCAAGUGGAAGUGUCCCUCCUUAGCACGUACGAGGGUGAGGUCUGCGGCAUGUGCGGAAACUACAACGGGGAUCCUUCUGACGAUUUCCUCAACCCUGAUGGGGAACAAGAGCCUGACUCCACAAGCUUGGGCAACAGCUGGCAGGUGGCCAACCUCAGCAGUUGUUCCUCAGGCCACACUCCUAUCUGCACAGAGGAUGAGAAGGACACAGCCAAGAGCAGCGAUUUCUGUGGACGCCUAAUGGAUGUCAAUGGACCAUUCAGACAGUGUCAUAGCGUCUUGGAUCCAACGGGGUAUUUUGAGAGCUGCCUUUAUGAUCAGUGCGCCCUGCACUUAGAUCCAGGCUCCCUCUGCAGGAGCUUGCAAUCCUACGCAGAUGCCUGCCAGUCCCUGGGAGUUGCCAUUGACCCCUGGCGGAACAUCACCUUCUGCCCCAUUCAUUGCAAACCCAACAGCCACUAUGAGCCUUGCGCCAAUGCCUGUCCAUCCAGCUGCAAGGACCCAAAUGCUCCGGGCACAUGCAAUCUGCCAUGCACAGAAGCCUGCGUCUGUGACUCCGGGUUCUUCCUCUACAAUGGUACCUGUGUGCCCAGCCAUCAGUGUGGGUGCUGGCACCAGGGUAAGCACUACCCAGUGGGCUCCAGCUAUUGGACCGAUGACACCUGCAGCACCAGAUGCAUCUGCCCCAGUCAAGGUGGCCAACUCAGCUGCUUUCCUGAUUUCUGCCCUCACCAUUAUUACUGUGGAGUCGAAAAUGGCGUCCCAAACUGCUACAAACAUACAUAUGGGGUCUGCCGCAUCCACAACGACCCUCAUUACAACACCUUUGACAAAAAGACGCACCACUUCAUGGGCACCUGCACUUACACCCUGGCCAAGGUCUGCUCCAAUGAGACGGGGCUGCCCUACUUUAAUGUGGAGGCCAAGAACGAACACCGUGGGAAUCCCUCCGUCUCCUACGUUCAGCGGGUGCUGGUGGAGGUUUACGGGCAGCGGAUUGAGAUUCUCAAAGGACACAAGAAUCAAGUGCUGGUGAACAAAGUGCUUACAAGGCUUUCUGUGCGCAAGCUAAACAACGCCCUGAGAGUGGACAUCAAUGGACGCUAUGUGACCCUAGAAACGGAUUUCGGGCUGAUUGUCUCUUACGACACAGAUCACUCGGUGGAAAUCAGGGUCCCCACUAACUUCUUCAACAAGACCUGUGGCAUGUGUGGGAACUUCAACAACCGCUGGCAGGAUGACAACAUGAUGCCCAAUGGAGAGCAAGCCAAGAAUUCCAACGAGCUAGGAAACAGCUGGCAGGUUCCUAAUGCAGAGUACGACCCACCCAACUGUAAAGGCCCACCAGAACCAGAAACUUGUCCCUCAGACCUGAAAAAUCUCUAUGAGUCAGAGGCGUACUGCGGACAACUUACCAGCAGCCAGGGACCCUUGGCAGCUUGCCAUUCUGCAAUCAACCCCAACAGCUUCUUCCAGAGUUGCAUCUUUGAUCUGUGUGAACUGAAUGGGUCCCAUGAGGCCUUGUGUAGUGCUUUGGAGGCGUACGCUGAUGCCUGCCAAAGAGUUGGCUUGCUGCUUCCCGACUGGAGAAAUGCCACUUCCUGCAAAAUCCCUUGUGACGAUCAUAGCCAUUACAACGUGUGCGCCACUUCCUGUCCCGCCACGUGUUCCAAUCCUCUCGCUCCGUGGAACUGCACCAAGCCUUGCGUGGAGGGAUGCGAAUGCGAUGAAGGUUUUGUCUUCAGCGGAGCACAGUGUGUGCCACAGGAGGAUUGCGGCUGUGUCGAUGGAGAUCAAUAUUAUGAGAAAGGAGAGACGUUCUGGAAACCGGAUUGCGUCGGCCGAUGCCGCUGUGCAGAAAAUGGCACCUUGUCCUGCACCUCAGACAGUUGCAAAAAAGACCAAGUCUGUAAAGUGCAGAAUGGCAUCCUGGGCUGCUACAUUGCAGACAAGGCCACCUGUCACAUCUAUGGAGACCCACACUAUGUCACCUUCGAUGGGCGACUCUACCACUUCCAGGGUGGGUGCAAUUACACUGCAGUGCAAAUCUGCAGCAACUCCUCCGAGCAGUUCUCUGUGACCACUCGGAAUGAACAUCGCUCCAGCCCACACUGGACAGCUCUCAACUCAGUGGCCAUCUCGCUGAGAAACAUCCACGUGGCUCUGAGGAAGAACAAAGAGGUCUACGUGAAUGGAGCCAAAGUUGAUCUUCCUCUGAGGCUACAGCCCAACAUUCAGGUGGAAGAACAGCUUCCGUAUGUGGUUGUUGAUAGCAACAUAGGCUUUCGGGUGAAGUUUGAUGGGGAUCACCAGCUCUUUAUCGAAGUCAGUGAGAGAUACAAGGGACACCUCUGUGGGCUGUGCGGCACCUACUCGGGCAGCCAGCUGGAUGAUUUCCAACAGCCAGAUGGGAUGCUGGAGACCGAUGCCAACAAAUUUGGCAACAGCUGGAGAGUGGAAGAUGACGCUUGGAGUUGUUCACCAGUAGUUCCAACCCCCUGUGACCCUGUGCAAGAGGCAGUUUUUGAAGAUUUGUGCGAAGUAAUUCUGUCCUCAAACGGGCCUUUUACCGAGUGCCAUGGCAGCAUCCCUCCUCAGCUGUACUUUGAAAGCUGUGUGUAUGACCAGUGUGCUACCGGGGGAGACAAAGAGCAGUUGUGCAACAGUCUGGAAGCGUAUGCCGCCGCAUGUGAAGUGAACGGGGCAGACCUCGGGGACUGGAAAAAGGAUACCGUUUGUGAACCAAAACCUACACCUACACCUGUGGAGCCCAGUACCCCAGAACCAACACCUUCUUCUGAGGAGUCAACUGUCUCAGAACGAUCACCUUCUCCCGUAGAGCCGACUGACUCAGAGCCAACACCUUCUCCUGUAGAGCCACCUGUCUCAGAACCAACACCUUCUCCCAUAGAACCAACUGUCCCAGAACCAACACCUUCUCCCAUAGAACCAACUGUCCCAGAAUCAACCCCUUCUCCUGUAGAGCCGACUGACUCAGAGCCAACACCUUCUCCUGUAGAGCCAACCAACUCAGAGCCAACACCUUCUCCUGUAGAGCCACCUGUCUCAGAGUCAACACCUUCUCCUGUAGAGCCACCUGUCUCAGGUUCCACCAUGACACCUGAAACAACAACGCUGACAGAUGAUACAUCAACCACUCCGAUAUCUACAACCACACACACACCAAUUGUUCUCACCCAAGAGUCCUGCCUGGUGUCCGGUGACCCUCAUUAUUACACUUUUGACAAGCAGACUCACCACUUCAUGGGCAACUGCACCUAUACUCUCUCCCAACUGUGUGACCGGAACAACUCUCUGCUCCCCUACUUCAACGUGGAAGCAAGCAAUGAGCAUCGAGGGGGCAACACGCACGUCUCCUAUGUUGAGAGUGUGGAUGUUGAUGUCUUUGGCAUCCGGAUCAACCUGGGAAAGGGAGGAAGAGUUACGGUCGAUAGGGAGCCAGUUAUGGUCCCCUCCAUUCCAAUACGAGGUGUGAAGAUCUUGCCCAGUGGCUUCUACACAGUGGUUUCUACAGAUUUUGGACUGAGAGUCAAGUUUGACGGAGACCACCAAGUGGAAGUGUCCCUCCUUAACACGUACAAGGGUGAGGUCUGCGGCAUGUGCGGAAACUACAACGGGAAUACUUCUGAUGAUUUCCUCAACCCCGAUGGGGAACUAGAGCCUGACUCCACAAGCUUGGGCAACAGCUGGCAGGUGGCCAACCUCAGCAGUUGUUCCUCAGGCCACACUCCUGUCUGCACAGAGGAUGAGAAGGACACAGCCAAGAGCAGCAAUUUCUGUGGACGCCUAAUGGAUGUCAAUGGACCAUUCAGACAGUGUCAUAGCGUCUUGGAUCCAACGGGGUAUUUUGAGAGCUGCCUUUAUGAUCAGUGCGCCCUGCACUUAGAUCCAGGCUCCCUCUGCAGGAGCUUGCAAUCCUACGCAGAUGCCUGCCAGUCCCUGGGAGUUGCCAUCGAUCCCUGGCGGAACACCACCUUCUGCCCCAUUCAUUGCAAACCCAACAGCCACUAUGAGCCUUGCGCCAAUGCCUGUCCAUCCACCUGCAAGGACCCAAAUGCUCCGGGCACAUGCAAUCUGCCAUGCACGGAAGCCUGCGUCUGUGACUCUGGGUUCUUCCUCUACAAUGGUACCUGUGUGCCCAGCCAUCAGUGUGGGUGCUGGCACCAGGGUAAGCACUACCCAGUGGGCUCCGGCUAUUGGACCGACGACACCUGUAGCACCAGAUGCGUCUGCCCCGGUCAAGGUGACCAACUCAGCUGCUUUCCUGAUUCCUGCCCUGAGCAUUAUUACUGUGGAGUCAAAAAUGGUGUCCCAGACUGCUAUGAACAUACGUACGGGGUCUGCCGCAUCCACAACGACCCUCAUUACAACACCUUUGACAAAAAGACGCACCACUUCAUGGGCACCUGCACCUAUACCCUGGCCAAGGUCUGCUCCAAUGAGACGGGGCUGCCCUACUUUAACGUGGAGGCCAAGAACGAACACCGUGGGAAUCCCUCCGUCUCCUACGUUCAGCGGGUGCUGGUGGAGGUUUACGGGCAGCGGAUUGAGAUUCUCAAAGGACACAAGAAUCAAGUGCUGGUGAACAAAGUGCUUACAAGGCUUUCUGUGCGCAAGCUAAAGAACACCCUGAGAGUGGACAUCAAUGGACGCUAUGUGACCCUAGAAACGGAUUUCGGGCUGAUUGUCUCUUACGACACAGAUCACUCGGUGGAAAUCAGGGUCCCCACUAACUUCUUCAACAAGACCUGUGGCAUGUGUGGGAACUUCAACAACCGCUGGCAGGAUGACAACAUGAUGCCCAAUGGAGAGCAAGCCAAGAAUUCCAACGAGCUGGGAAACAGCUGGCAGGUUCCUAAUGCAGAGUACGACCCACCCAACUGUAAAGGCCCACAAGAACCAGAACCUUGUCCCUCAGACCUGAAAAAUCUCUAUGAGUCAGAGGCGUACUGCGGACAACUUACCAGCAGCCAGGGACCCUUGGCAGCUUGCCAUUCUGCAAUCAACCCCAACAGCUUCUUCCAGAGUUGCAUCUUUGAUCUGUGUGAACUGAAUGGGUCCCAUGAGGCCUUGUGUAGUGCUUUGGAGGCGUACGCUGAUGCCUGCCAAAGAGUUGGCUUGCUGCUUCCCGACUGGAGGAAUGCCACUUCCUGCAAAAUCCCUUGUGACGAUCAUAGCCAUUACAACGUGUGCGCCACUUCCUGUCCCGCCACGUGUUCCAAUCCACUCGCUCCAUGGAACUGCACCAAGCCUUGCGUGGAGGGAUGCGAAUGCGAUGAAGGUUUUGUCUUCAGCGGAGCACAGUGUGUGCCACAGGAGGAUUGCGGCUGUGUCGAUGGAGAUCAAUAUUAUGAGAAAGGAGAGACGUUCUGGAAACCGGAUUGCGUCGGCCGAUGCCGCUGUGCAGAAAAUGGCACCUUGUCCUGCACCUCAGACAGUUGCAAAAAAGACCAAGUCUGUAAAGUGCAGAAUGGCAUCCUGGGCUGCUACAUUGCAGACAAGGCCACCUGUCACAUCUAUGGAGACCCACACUAUGUCACCUUCGAUGGGCGACUCUACCACUUCCAGGGUGGGUGCAAUUACACUGCAGUGCAAAUCUGCAGCAACUCCUCCGAGCAGUUCUCUGUGACCACUCGGAAUGAACAUCGCUCCAGCCCACACUGGACAGCUCUCAACUCAGUGGCCAUCUCGCUGAGAAACAUCCACUUGGCUCUGAGGACGAACAAAGAGGUCUACGUGAAUGGAGCCAAAGUUGAUCUUCCUCUGAGGCUACAGCCCAACAUUCAGGUGGAAGAACAGCUUCCGUAUGUGGUUGUUGAUAGCAACAUAGGCUUUCGGGUGAAGUUUGAUGGGGAUCACCAGCUCUUUAUCGAAGUCAGUGAGAGAUACAAGGGACACCUCUGUGGGCUGUGCGGCACCUACUCGGGCAGCCAGCUGGAUGAUUUCCAACAGCCAGAUGGGAUGCUGGAGACGGAUGCCAACAAAUUUGGCAAUAGUUGGAGAGUGGAAGAUGACGCUUGGAGCUGCUCACCAGUAGUUCCAGCCCCCUGUGACCCUCUGAAAGAGGCAGUUUUUGAAGAUUUGUGCAAAAUAAUUCUGUCCUCAAACGGGCCUUUUACCGAGUGCCAUGGCAGCAUCCCUCCUCAGCUGUACUUCGAAAGCUGUGUGUAUGACCAAUGUGCUACCGGGGGAGACAAAGAACAGUUGUGCAAAAGUCUGGAAGCGUAUGCCGCCGCAUGCGAAGUGAACGGGGCAGACCUCGGGGACUGGAAAAAGGAUACCGUUUGUGAACCAACACCUACACCCCCGGAGCCCAGUACCUCAGAGCCAACACCUUCUCCUGUAGAGCCACCUGUCUCAGGUUCCACCAUGACACCUGAAACAACAACGCUGACAGAUGAUACAUCAACCACUCCGAUAUCUACAACCACACACACACCAAUUGUUCUCACCCAAGAGUCCUGCCUGGUGUCGGGUGACCCUCAUUAUUACACUUUUGACAAGCAGACACACCACUUCAUGGGCAACUGCACCUAUACUCUCUCCCAACUAUGUGACCGGAACAACUCUCUGCUCCCCUACUUCAACGUGGAAGCAAGCAAUGAGCAUCGAGGGGGCAACACGCACGUCUCCUAUGUUGAGAGUUUGGAUGUUGAUGUCUUUGGCAUCCGGAUCAACCUGGGAAAGGGAGGAAGAGUUACAGUCGAUGGGAAGCCAGUCGUGGUCCCCUCCAUCCCAAUACCAGGUGUGACGAUCUUGUCCAGUGGCUUCUACACAGUGGUUUCUACAGAUUUUGGACUGAGAGUCAAGUUUGACGGAGACCACCAAGUGGAAGUGUCCCUCCUUAGCACGUACAAGGGUGAGGUCUGCGGCAUGUGUGGAAACUACAACGGGAAUACUUCUGAUGAUUUCCUCAACCCCGAUGGGGAACUAGAGCCUGACUCCACAAGUUUGGGCAACAGCUGGCAGGUGGCCAACCUCAGCAGUUGUUCCUCAGGCCACACUCCUAUCUGCACAGAAGAUGAGAAGGACACAGCCAAGAGCAGCGAUUUCUGUGGACGCCUAAUGGAUGUCAAUGGACCAUUCAGACAGUGUCAUAGCAUCUUGGAUCCAACGGGGUAUUUUGAGAGCUGCCUUUAUGAUCAGUGCGCCCUGCACUUAGAUCCAGGCUCCCUCUGCAGGAGCUUGCAAUCCUACGCAGAUGCCUGCCAGUCCCUGGGAGUUGCCAUCGACCCCUGGCGGAACACCACCUUCUGCCCCAUUCAUUGCAAACCCAACAGCCACUAUGAGCCUUGCGCCAAUGCCUGUCCAUCCACCUGCAAGGACCCAAAUGCUCCGGGCACAUGCAAUCUGCCAUGCACGGAAGCCUGCGUCUGUGACUCUGGGUUCUUCCUCUACAAUGGUACCUGUGUGCCCAGCCAUCAGUGUGGGUGCUGGCACCAGGGUAAGCACUACCCAGUGGGCUCCGGCUAUUGGACCGACGACACCUGUAGCACCAGAUGCGUCUGCCCCGGUCAAGGUGACCAACUCAGCUGCUUUCCUGAUUCCUGCCCUGAGCAUUAUUACUGUGGAGUCAAAAAUGGUGUCCCAGACUGCUAUGAACAUACGUACGGGGUCUGCCGCAUCCACAACGACCCUCAUUACAACACCUUUGACAAAAAGACGCACCACUUCAUGGGCACCUGCACCUAUACCCUGGCCAAGGUCUGCUCCAAUGAGACGGGGCUGCCCUACUUUAACGUGGAGGCCAAGAACGAACACCGUGGGAAUCCCUCCGUCUCCUACGUUCAGCGGGUGCUGGUGGAGGUUUACGGGCAGCGGAUUGAGAUUCUCAAAGGACACAAGACUCAAGUGCUGGUGAACAAAGUGCUUACAAGGCUUUCUGUGCGCAAGCUAAACAACACCCUGAGAGUGGACAUCAAUGGACGCUAUGUGACCCUAGAAACGGAUUUUGGGCUGAUUGUCUCUUACGACACAGAUCACUCGGUGGAAAUCAGGGUCCCCACCGACUUCUUCAGCAAGACUUGUGGCAUGUGUGGGAACUUCAACAACCGCUGGCAGGAUGACAACAUGAUGCCCAAUGGACAGCAAGCCAAGAAUUCCAACGAGCUAGGAAACAGCUGGCAGGUUCCUAAUGCCGAGUACGACCCACCCAACUGUAAAGGCCCAUCAGACCCAGAACCUUGUCCCUCAGACCUGAAAAAUCUCUAUGAGUCAGAGGCGUACUGCGGACAACUUACCAGCAGCCAGGGACCCUUGGCAGCUUGCCAUUCUGCAAUCAACCCCAACAGCUUCUUCCAGAGUUGCAUCUUUGAUCUGUGUGAACUGAAUGGGUCCCAUGAGGCCUUGUGUAGUGCUUUGGAGGCGUACGCUGAUGCCUGCCAAAGAGUUGGCUUGCUGCUUCCCGACUGGAGGAAUGCCACUUCCUGCAAAAUCCCUUGUGACGAUCAUAGCCAUUACAACGUGUGCGCCACUUCCUGUCCCGCCACGUGUUCCAAUCCACUCGCUCCAUGGAACUGCACCAAGCCUUGCGUGGAGGGAUGCGAAUGCGAUGAAGGUUUUGUCUUCAGCGGAGCACAGUGUGUGCCACAGGAGGAUUGCGGCUGUGUCGAUGGAGAUCAAUAUUAUGAGAAAGGAGAGACGUUCUGGAAACCGGAUUGCGUCGGCCGAUGCCGCUGUGCAGAAAAUGGCACCUUGUCCUGCACCUCAGACAGUUGCAAAAAAGACCAAGUCUGUAAAGUGCAGAAUGGCAUCCUGGGCUGCCACAUUGCAGACAAGGCCAUCUGUCACAUCUAUGGAGACCCACACUAUGUCACCUUCGAUGGGCGACUCUACCACUUCCAGGGUGGGUGCAAUUACACUGCAGUGCAAAUCUGCAGCAACUCCUCCGAGCAGUUCUCUGUGACCACUCGGAAUGAACAUCGCUCCAGCCCACACUGGACAGCUCUCAACUCAGUGGCCAUCUCGCUGAGAAACAUCCACUUGGCUCUGAGGAAGAACAAAGAGGUCUACGUGAAUGGAGCCAAAGUUGAUCUUCCUCUGAGGCUACAGCCCAACAUUCAGGUGGAAGAACAGCUUCCGUAUGUGGUUGUUGAUAGCAACCUAGGCUUUCGGGUGAAGUUUGAUGGGGAUCACCAGCUCUUUAUCGAAGUCAGUGAGAGAUACAAGGGACACCUCUGUGGGCUGUGCGGCACCUACUCGGGCAGCCAGCUGGAUGAUUUCCAACAGCCAGAUGGGAUGCUGGAGACGGAUGCCAACAAAUUUGGCAAUAGUUGGAGAGUGGAAGAUGACGCUUGGAGCUGCUCACCAGUAGUUCCAGCCCCCUGUGACCCUCUGAAAGAGGCAGUUUUUGAAGAUUUGUGCAAAAUAAUUCUGUCCUCAAACGGGCCUUUUACCGAGUGCCAUGGCAGCAUCCCUCCUCAGCUGUACUUCGAAAGCUGUGUGUAUGACCAAUGUGCUACCGGGGGAGACAAAGAACAGUUGUGCAAAAGUCUGGAAGCGUAUGCCGCCGCAUGCGAAGUGAACGGGGCAGACCUCGGGGACUGGAAAAAGGAUACCGUUUGUGAACCAACACCUACACCCCCGGAGCCCAGUACCUCAGAGCCAACACCUUCUCCUGUAGAGCCACCUGUCUCAGGUUCCACCAUGACACCUGAAACAACAACGCUGACAGAUGAUACAUCAACCACUCCGAUAUCUACAACCACACACACACCAAUUGUUCUCACCCAAGAGUCCUGCCUGGUGUCGGGUGACCCUCAUUAUUACACUUUUGACAAGCAGACACACCACUUCAUGGGCAACUGCACCUAUACUCUCUCCCAACUAUGUGACCGGAACAACUCUCUGCUCCCCUACUUCAACGUGGAAGCAAGCAAUGAGCAUCGAGGGGGCAACACGCACGUCUCCUAUGUUGAGAGUUUGGAUGUUGAUGUCUUUGGCAUCCGGAUCAACCUGGGAAAGGGAGGAAGAGUUACAGUCGAUGGGAAGCCAGUCGUGGUCCCCUCCAUCCCAAUACCAGGUGUGACGAUCUUGUCCAGUGGCUUCUACACAGUGGUUUCUACAGAUUUUGGACUGAGAGUCAAGUUUGACGGAGACCACCAAGUGGAAGUGUCCCUCCUUAGCACGUACAAGGGUGAGGUCUGCGGCAUGUGUGGAAACUACAACGGGAAUACUUCUGAUGAUUUCCUCAACCCCGAUGGGGAACUAGAGCCUGACUCCACAAGUUUGGGCAACAGCUGGCAGGUGGCCAACCUCAGCAGUUGUUCCUCAGGCCACACUCCUAUCUGCACAGAAGAUGAGAAGGACACAGCCAAGAGCAGCGAUUUCUGUGGACGCCUAAUGGAUGUCAAUGGACCAUUCAGACAGUGUCAUAGCAUCUUGGAUCCAACGGGGUAUUUUGAGAGCUGCCUUUAUGAUCAGUGCGCCCUGCACUUAGAUCCAGGCUCCCUCUGCAGGAGCUUGCAAUCCUACGCAGAUGCCUGCCAGUCCCUGGGAGUUGCCAUCGACCCCUGGCGGAACACCACCUUCUGCCCCAUUCAUUGCAAACCCAACAGCCACUAUGAGCCUUGCGCCAAUGCCUGUCCAUCCACCUGCAAGGACCCAAAUGCUCUGGGCACAUGCAAUCUGCCAUGCACGGAAGCCUGCGUCUGUGACUCUGGGUUCUUCCUCUACAAUGGUACCUGUGUGCCCAGCCAUCAGUGUGGGUGCUGGCACCAGGGUAAGCACUACCCAGUGGGCUCCGGCUAUUGGACCGACGACACCUGUAGCACCAGAUGCGUCUGCCCCGGUCAAGGUGACCAACUCAGCUGCUUUCCUGAUUCCUGCCCUGAGCAUUAUUACUGUGGAGUCAAAAAUGGUGUCCCAGACUGCUAUGAACAUACGUACGGGGUCUGCCGCAUCCACAACGACCCUCAUUACAACACCUUUGACAAAAAGACGCACCACUUCAUGGGCACCUGCACCUAUACCCUGGCCAAGGUCUGCUCCAAUGAGACGGGGCUGCCCUACAUUAACGUGGAGGCCAAGAACGAACACCGUGGGAAUCCCUCCGUCUCCUACGUUCAGCGGGUGCUGGUGGAGGUUUACGGGCAGCGGAUUGAGAUUCUCAAAGGACACAAGACUCAAGUGCUGGUGAACAAAGUGCUUACAAGGCUUUCUGUGCGCAAGCUAAACAACACCCUGAGAGUGGACAUCAAUGGACGCUAUGUGACCCUAGAAACGGAUUUCGGGCUGAUUGUCUCUUACGACACAGAUCACUCGGUGGAAAUCAGGGUCCCCACCGACUUCUUCAGCAAGACUUGUGGCAUGUGUGGGAACUUCAACAACCGCUGGCAGGAUGACAACAUGAUGCCCAAUGGACAGCAAGCCAAGAAUUCCAACGAGCUAGGAAACAGCUGGCAGGUUCCUAAUGCCGAGUACGACCCACCCAACUGUAAAGGCCCAUCAGACCCAGAACCUUGUCCCUCAGACCUGAAAAAUCUCUAUGAGUCAGAGGCGUACUGCGGACAACUUACCAGCAGCCAGGGACCCUUGGCAGCUUGCCAUUCUGCAAUCAACCCCAACAGCUUCUUCCAGAGUUGCAUCUUUGAUCUGUGUGAACUGAAUGGGUCCCAUGAGGCCUUGUGUAGUGCUUUGGAGGCGUACGCUGAUGCCUGCCAAAGAGUUGGCUUGCAGCUUCCCGACUGGAGGAAUGCCACUUCCUGCAAAAUCCCUUGUGACGAUCAUAGCCAUUACAACGUGUGCGCCACUUCCUGUCCCGCCACGUGUUCCAAUCCACUCGCUCCAUGGAACUGCACCAAGCCUUGCGUGGAGGGAUGCGAAUGCGAUGAAGGUUUUGUCUUCAGCGGAGCACAGUGUGUGCCACAGGAGGAUUGCGGCUGUGUCGAUGGAGAUCAAUAUUAUGAGAAAGGAGAGACGUUCUGGAAACCGGAUUGCGUCGGCCGAUGCCGCUGUGCAGAAAAUGGCACCUUGUCCUGCACCUCAGACAGUUGCAAAAAAGACCAAGUCUGUAAAGUGCAGAAUGGCAUCCUGGGCUGCUACAUUGCAGACAAGGCCACCUGUCACAUCUAUGGAGACCCACACUAUGUCACCUUCGAUGGGCGACUCUACCACUUCCAGGGUGGGUGCAAUUACACUGCAGUGCAAAUCUGCAGCAACUCCUCCGAGCAGUUCUCUGUGACCACUCGGAAUGAACAUCGCUCCAGCCCACACUGGACAGCUCUCAACUCAGUGGCCAUCUCGCUGAGAAACAUCCACUUGGCUCUGAGGAAGAACAAAGAGGUCUACGUGAAUGGAGCCAAAGUUGAUCUUCCUCUGAGGCUACAGCCCAACAUUCAGGUGGAAGAACAGCUUCCGUAUGUGGUUGUUGAUAGCAACAUAGGCUUUCGGGUGAAGUUUGAUGGGGAUCACCAGCUCUUUAUCGAAGUCAGUGAGAGAUACAAGGGACACCUCUGUGGGCUGUGCGGCACCUACUCGGGCAGCCAGCUGGAUGAUUUCCAACAGCCAGAUGGGAUGCUGGAGACGGAUGCCAACAAAUUUGGCAAUAGUUGGAGAGUGGAAGAUGACGCUUGGAGCUGCUCACCAGUAGUUCCAGCCCCCUGUGACCCUCUGAAAGAGGCAGUUUUUGAAGAUUUGUGCAAAAUAAUUCUGUCCUCAAACGGGCCUUUUACCGAGUGCCAUGGCAGCAUCCCUCCUCAGCUGGACUUCGAAAGCUGUGUGUAUGACCAAUGUGCUACCGGGGGAGACAAAGAACAGUUGUGCAAAAGUCUGGAAGCGUAUGCCGCCGCAUGCGAAGUGAACGGGGCAGACCUCGGGGACUGGAAAAAGGAUACCGUUUGUGAACCAACACCUACACCCCCGGAGCCCAGUACCUCAGAACCAACACCUUCUCCCACAGAGCCAACUGUCCCAGAACCAACAUCUCCUGUAGAUCCGACUGUCUCAGUCCCAUCUAUCUGCACUGCCUCAGGAGACCCCCAUUACACCACCUUUGACGGCCGUGUCCACCACUUCAUGGGCAACUGUACCUACACCUUGGCCAAAGUCUGCACCAACUCCACCCGUGAUCUGGAGGCCUUUGACGUGUCCACCACCAACGAGCACCGGGGCUCCAAUCUGGCUGUGUCUUACGUCAACUCAGUCCAUGUGGCAGUGUACGGGAACCAGGUGUCCUUGCUGAAGAACAGGAAAGUCAACGUCAACGGCACUCGGAGAAACCUGCCGGUAUAUAUCGGAGGCAACAAGAUUGUGGUGCGGUUGAGUGGCAGCUACGUGAUCUUGAAAACAAACUUUGGCCUGAGCGUCCGCUUUGAUGGGAACCAGUUUGCGGAAGUGGCCGUGCCACCCAAAUACCAGGGACUGCUCUGCGGGCUGUGUGGUAAUUUCAAUGGGAAUCCAGAAGAUGACAAUCUAAAGCCGGAUGGACUACCUGCAGGAGACUCAACUCAGCUCGGAAACAGUUGGCUUGUCUCAGACAACAGUAGCAUAUGUUCCGGCCCAUCAGAGUUAUGUGACCCAAAGCUGGAGGAGGAAAUUCGGAGGAAUUCUGCUUGCCGCCUGAUCGCAGAUCCAACAGGCCCCUUCGGGCAGUGCCAUGCUGUGGUGGACCCCACCCAUUUCCUGGAGAAUUGCGUUUAUGACGUGUGCCUCACUCAAGGACAGCAGACCUCCGUGUGCCACGGGCUGCAAGCCUACGCUGCCUCCUGCUCCAAUGCUGGGGUGUGUGUGGAAUGGCGGAACUCCACCCUCUGUCCCAUCUCCUGCUCUGUCAACAGCCACUACAGCAGCUGUGGGACUUCCUGCCCUUCCAGCUGUAUUAAACCAGGAGGGCUCGCCCUGUGCAGCCCCCUCCCUGUGGAAGGGUGCUUCUGCAACGAAGGGUUUGUCCUGAGUGGAGACAUGUGUGUCCCGGAGAGCGACUGCGGCUGUGUGGAUGACCAGGACAACUACUACCAGCUGGGGGAGACCUGGUUCGUCGAUGAGUCCUGCAAAGAACGAUGCACCUGCAGGCCCAACAAUGAAAUCAACUGCACCUUGUGGCAAUGUGGUGUGCAGGAGAAUUGUGCUGUUCAGGAUGGAGUGCUGGGUUGCUACACCAAAGGCCGAGCCUCGUGUCACGUGGUGGGUGAUCCCCAUUAUUACACCUUUGACAAAGUGAUGCACACCUUCCUGGGUACCUGCCUGUAUACCCUGGUCGCUGCUUGUGAUACCAAGAACCUCUGCACUGUCACCCCCUUCAACAUCACUGGGAAAAAUGAAGACAGGGGCUUGCCAGGAGCCACCUACCUCCGGGAGGUCCAUGUGGAUGUGUACGACCUACGGAUCACACUCCAGAAAGACAAGAAGAUUCUGCUCAACAAGAUGAGGGCCUACACACCAGUGGAAAGCCGCUCCCAACGAAACUCGGUGACCGUGUCGAAUGUCGGCAAUUACAUGGUGGUGGAAACUGACUUUGGGCUGACGGUGAAAUAUGAUGGGAAUCAGUACUUGGAGAUCAGCUUGCCAAGCUCCUACUUCUCUCAGGUGCGUGGCCUCUGUGGGAACUACAACGGCCAAAAGGAAGAUGAGCUGCUGAUGCCCAAUGGAUCCCAGGCCAAGAACGUCACUCAGUUCGGGAACAGCUGGAAGGUGGACGAUUAUGAAGACUCCAGCUGCCUGCCAGACACACGCCCAGAGCUGGGUCCGCCCUGCACCCCUGGCGACCUGUCCUCAGUGGAAAAGCAGUGCCAGGUUCUGCACUCCGGUGUCUUCGUGCCCUGCCACCCCCUGGUACAGCCAGACCUCUUCGUCCAGACCUGCGUCUACGACAUGUGCAAGUACGACGGGAUGCGUGCCACUCUGUGCGCCGUGGUGCAAGCCUAUGCGGACGCCUGCCAGGCCAAGGGGGUCCCCAUCCAGUGGAGGAACACCACCUUCUGCCCGCUGCCCUGCCCACCCAACAGCUUCUACGCCCCCUGCGCCCCCCCCUGCCCGCCCACCUGCAGCAACAUCUACGCCGGGGAGCUGUGUGAGAAGCCCCCAGGGGGCUGCCUGGAAGGCUGUGUCUGCAACGAGGGCUUUGUGCUGAGCGAUGACCAGUGUGUGCCCCUCAGCCAGUGCGGUUGCCAGGACAAGGACGGCCGGUACCACAAAAUCGGGGAGAGCUGGCUCACCCCCCACUGCAGCCAGAAGUGCCGCUGCCGCCGUGGAGGCACUAUCCGGUGCCAGGACUUCGGCUGUGACCCCGGGGAGGUUUGCGACACCAGGAAAGACGGGAAGUUGCACUGCAAACCCACAGGAUUUGGCAACUGCCUGAUCACGGGAGACCCCCACUACAUGACCUUCGACGGCCUGCUGCACCACUUCCAAGGGCUGCGCACCUACGUGCUCUCGCAGACCAUCCCCGACGCCUCCGAGCGCCUGGAGCCCUUCAGCAUCGAAGGGACCAACCGGGCAGUGGUGGGCGUCGGGCAGCCCUCCGUGCUGAAGGAGCUGCUGAUCCGCGUCUACAACCACACGGUGCUCUUCAAGCAGAGGAAGAAGCUGGUGGUGGACGGAGUGGCAACAGUGCCCCCAGCGCGGCCUCACGAGGGGCUUCGCAUCCAGCAGAGCGGAAGGCAGAUUUUCCUACAAUCCGAUUUUGGCCUCUCGGUCGCCUUUGAUGGCUCGGAGAAUUCAGGCAUCCUGCUGCCCAACAGCUACAAAAGGAACGUCGAAGGCCUCUGUGGCAACUUUGAUGGGAGGUACAGGAAUGACUUUGCCAAGCCAGACGGCACCCUGGUCAAAGACGUGAACACCUUCGGGCAGAGCUGGCGAGUGCCCGUCAAGAGAGCCUCCUUCCGCCUCAGGCGAGACCUUGUUUCGGAAGAAGCCCUGGAGGAUGCUGAGCUGGAUGUGGGAUUUUCCCCCCUGUGCUCCGAGGAGGCCCUGAAGGUGUUCAACAGCAGCUCCGUCUGUGGCGUCCUGCUGGACCCCAGGGGCCCCUUCCCAGGGUGCUGGGCCCACGAGCCCCCCAACUCCUUCCUACAGAGCUGCCUGUUCGACAUGUGCAGAGAAGACAACCGGACCGCCCGCCUGUGCCCCAUCCUGGAGCAGUACGCCCUGGCCUGCCAGAGCAAGAACGUCCCGGUGGCCAACUGGAGGGCAGCGACCGGCUGCGCUCCCCAGUGCUCUCCCCACAGCCACUACAACCCCUGCAUGUCGGCCUGUCCCCCGUCGUGCUCGGACCUGGCGGCCCCUGCCAACUGCGACUCCCCCUGCCUGGAGGGCUGUGAGUGCGACUCUGGCUACGUCCUCAGCGGCUUCGACUGCGUGCCCUUCCGGGACUGCGGCUGCAGCUUCUUGGGCAAAUACUACCAGGUCGGGGACCGCUUUAUGGUGGACGACUGCAGCCAAGACUGCGUCUGCCUGGACAGUUCCAGCCUCUCCUGCAACCAGACAGGAUGUGCCCAGGACUAUCGCUGUAGGACCUUCAACCUCACCCGUGGCUGCUUCCGUGCCGACCCCUGCCAGCCAAACUCAUGUUUCAACAAUGGAACUUGCGUGCGGGAUGACAGCCCAGAUACUUUCCACUGUGAAUGUCCCGAUAAUUAUGAUGGAUUACUCUGUGAAAUACAAGUCACACCAGGAGCCGACCCCUGCCAGCCAAAUCCUUGUUUGAACGCUGGGACUUGCGUGCGGGACAACAGCUCCGAAGCCUUCCGCUGUGAAUGUCCGGAGAAAUACCAAGGAAAACUCUGCGAGAACGAACGAACAGACGUUUGGCUCCCCCUCUACAUUGCGCUGGGUGUGGCGGCUGGCGCCAUCCUGCUGGCCGUAGUCAUCUCCGUGAUCGUCUGCUCGUGCAACCGCAGGAAACGGAGCCCGCCGCCCCGGUCCAGGAACCGCAACUUCGGCUACCUCUCGAACCCGGCCUUCGAGCGCGACUAGGAUCCGAGCCUUCCUCCUCUGGAGGGUCUGCCCUCCUCACCCCGGAGCCCGCCUCCUCCCUCCGGCCGUUUCCACGUGGAAUAAACGAAAUUCUAUUUAAAUUAA
Crotalus tigris (Tiger rattlesnake) is the source of this 21840-nucleotide messenger RNA. Its product is annotated as IgGFc-binding protein-like. Gene Ontology annotation, molecular function: calcium ion binding; protein binding. The coding region runs from base 94 to 21735 and encodes 7213 amino acids. The record is from RefSeq and is a predicted model, not a curated record. NCBI's taxonomy places the organism in Eukaryota, Metazoa, Chordata, Lepidosauria, Squamata, Viperidae. Gene Ontology annotation, cellular component: membrane. The transcript is spliced from 102 exons.